This is a messenger RNA of Poecilia reticulata (guppy), 4625 nucleotides long. The record is from RefSeq and is a predicted model, not a curated record. NCBI's taxonomy places the organism in Eukaryota, Metazoa, Chordata, Actinopteri, Cyprinodontiformes, Poeciliidae.
AUCCUCCAAUCCCGCAGCACUUGCUCCUGCUUGCGGUUACAUCUCCCAGACUGAACACCAUUAACGCGGAGAAGCUGGAUUUGUUUGUUGUUCAUUCAUCCUCUGCGUUUUUUCCGCUUCACUUCAUUCGGUUUAUUUUGCAGCUCAUCUCUUCGGCGUUUGGUGGAGUCUACCUCUGCUGGGUUUCGGCUCCAUAUUUGCUGUUGUCGUUGUGGACCGUCAGAGAUCAGGGAUCCAGCAGCAGCAGCAGAAACAGCCGACGUUAAGUCCUCCGGGCUUUAAGGAUCAGGUUUUUAUUUAUAAACGCUUUACAUAAUCAGGUAAAACAGUGGUGGUUUUACGCUGCGUCUGCGCGCUGCGGUUAAGUGAAGUUUAUCUUGAAAUAUUAUUCUGCUGUAGCAAGACAUUUCUCCUCCCGAGUUCAUGCCAGAUCUGCAGCGCUUUAGUUUUAAGUACCAUAGCAUGAAUCCUUUGUUGGGGGCCAACACGCAUCUCCAGCAGCACCCCCAGCAGAGCCAGGCCCCCGGACACCCGGACUCCCCCUCCGCCCUCCUUCCCGAAGCCGCGUUCGGCGCACCGGACCCGGCGUCUCUUCUCCUGGGUGAUCAGGCCGCCCCGGGGCCCGAUCAGCCGGGACAUCCGCAGACCUCCCCUUACCUCCACCACACCCACAGCGGCCCCUACCAGCACCGCGCAGCCCCGCAGCAGCCGCCGCCGCAGCAGCAGCCGCACCCCCCUGCAGCCAUGGCCCUCAGGAACGACCUGGGCUCUAACAUCAGCGUACUCAAGACCCUCAACCUGAGGUUCCGAUGCUUUCUGGCCAAAGUACACGAACUGGAGCGCAGGAAUAAGAUACUGGAAAAGCAGCUGCAGCAGGCGCUGGAUGCCAACAAGGGCUGUCAGAGUGGAUGCUGUGAGAACAAGCUGCACACCCAGGAGGCCGGGGUGCAGACGGGGUUUGUAGGGACCAUCCCGCUCAGGCCGGGCUCUCUUCCCUUCCACAACACCAACAACUCAGCAAGGAGGCCCACGAGCCUGUUCCCACCUUCAUUUGCAACAACCUACCCACCAGCAGGCUCUGAAAACUCCAGCUCUACCCAAACCAGUGGCACCUGUAACCCAGCCAUCACCAUCAGCCAGGCCUCGCCGUGUGUGGACUCUCCAGGGUCGAAUAAAACAACCCAGAGCUGCUCCACCAACCCUCCUCCACGUUUCCUCCCGGGGACCAUCUGGUCUUACAACCACACUCGUAAGUUUGGCCCCGGGGCAGAGCGCCUGCCAAGCCCCGGGGUGUCCUGGAUGCACCCGGAUGGAGUCGGGGUCCAGAUUGACACCAUCACCCCAGAGAUUCGAGCGCUCUACAACGUCCUGGCCAAGGUGAAGCGAGAGAGAGACGAGUUCAAACGCAGAUGGGAGGAAGAAUACACAAUGAGGAUGGACCUGCAGCAGAAGAUUGCAGAUCUUCAAGAGGACCUGCAGGAGAGUGAAGGCUGUCAGGACGAGCUGGCUCUCAGGGUGCAGCACCUGAAGGCGGAGCUGGUUCUCUUCAAAGGCCUCAUGAGCAAUAAUUUGUCUGAGUUGGACACCAAAAUCCAGGAGAAAGCCAUGAAAGUGGACAUGGACAUCUGCAGACGAAUCGACAUCACUGCUCGGCUGUGUGACGUCGCGCAGCAGAGGAACUGUGAAGACGUGAUCCAAAUGUACCAGGUUCCAAACAACCAAUCAUCUCUGAGUAUCCGGCGCAAGCCGACGCCCCUGUCCUUUAACGGGAGCGAAUGUGAUGAACCCGUCAGCAGCUCUGAAGGCGAAGUGGGCGUGGCUAAAGAAGAGGAGCACUUUGGGUCUUCAGCCAGUCAGAUCAACGAGGAGAUGCAGAGGAUGCUGACUCAGCUACGUGAAUGUGAGUUUGAGGACGACUGCGACAGUCUGGCCUGGGAGGAGACUGAGGAGACUCUGCUUCUUUGGGAGGAUUUCCCAGGAUGCACUCUGCCUCCAGAUCCGACCCAUCCCCCAGGAGAGGAGGAGGACUGUCUGGAAAAGGUGAUUAAUGACACAGAGUGUCUGUUCAAGUCCCGCGAGAAGGAAUACCAAGAGACAAUUGACCAGAUUGAGCUGGAACUGGCCACGGCCAAGAGCGACAUGAACCGACACCUGCAUGAGUACAUGGAGAUGUGCUCGAUGAAGAGAGGCCUGGACGUUCAGAUGGAGACCUGCAGGAGGCUCAUCACUCAGAGUGGAGACAGUAAUCCUGUCGUACCGUCAGAGGAGAGCGACCAGAGAGACACCGACAGGUCUUCAUCCUCCCCGCCCUCUUCGUCGAGCAAUGGGAGAUCUUGACACUUCGUCACUCGGCCGUUGAAGGACGCUGCGUUCAUGUGACCUCUGCUACAAACAGCGACAGUACCACACCGCAUACACGCGAAACUACGGCGACACCGUGUUUACAUUUGAGGAAAUUCAUUGGAGAUAUUCUGUAAUUAAUUGGCAAUGUGUUGCCCAUACAGAUCAGUCUGAAGGAAACCUAAAAUUCAGACUGAUUGAUCUGAGACUUUAAGAAAGUUAAGAUCCCGAACUGAUUGUUAGAAAAACAAGCUGCUGUUAAUUAUUGUGAUACAGGGAGGUAACAAAAACUACAAACUAACUUAUUUAAAUCUUCAAAUCAUCAUGCACUUCAUCAGUGGUGAUAUAUGAGCAAUAUUUAAAACUCUUAUCCUCAGUAAAGUUUCUAUGAAGUCUGUAAUGUUCACUCCUCAUGUACUUACAGUCUUUUUGCCCAUAAAUGUCCAGCUGGGGAUAAGGGAAAUAUAAUGAGUUGUUUUUCACCGUCAGGUAGUUUCUAAUCAAUGUUUGUGUUUGAAAUCUAAUUAGAUCCCCUGAUGCACAAUUUAUGUGCCUUCCAGACAUCCUGAUGAAUUGAAUCUCACAAAGUAAUUUUGUCAAAUCAAAGAAAUAGAUAAACAUAUAAAAGUACCAAAACAGAGUUUGAGUUUGUGCUGAACGUCAUACAAAAGUACAUACAUUAUUCAGUAUUCAGUACAUAUCUCAUCCAUCUGGACAGUUUAGUGUGCAGUCACUCUGAAAAAAAGUCAUAGAUAUAUUUGGACUUAUUUGUCCACUCAUUAUUUAUAGGCUGUGAAUCAUGUCAUCUUCCGGCCCACCGCUCCGGCUAAAAAUGGCUCCUUUCAGCAAGACAGCUGCAAAGAAUUAACUCACAACAUCGCUCUUAGUUGCAUGUCAAUAAUGUUGGAGUCGGCAUCACACUCUGCUUUCAGAGCAAGCGUAACUACUGAGUGGUAAAGCAGCAGAACAGCGACAUGAUCACUGAACACGUCCCACGCUGUUUCAAAAGAAUCGUGGAUGCAUUAAACACUGGAUGAUGAAAUUCUCGAGAAGAUUUCCUUUAAGAGCCAGUUUAUGGACUACAGAGUAUGUCAAAGUAAGCAGAAACAAAGGAUUGCUUUGUAAACAUUAUGUAUCUGCGGGUCAAAAAGCAUUUUUGAUCUGCAGAAAUGCUUUUUUAAAAGUGUUAUUAGCAAAUAAAAGCUCUCAGUUUAGAAAAACUGAAAGAAAUUCUGACCAUAAAGUCUCGCUGACGCUUUGCUAAUGUUUCAAAAUCCUGCUUUCAACCUGGUCCUGCUUUAAAAUUAGCAGUUAGCUUGACUCUUCAAUCAGAACUAAUCUUUGCUUCUCUGAGGUCAGAGGUCAUUCAGACUUUUUCCAACGUUGGCUUAAAAAUGGCUGCUAAGAUAACCCUCUCUAAGCAAUCUAACUGAUUCCUUUGAGGUUUGGAUUGUUUAAGAUGGCAGGAAUCUACUUUGAAACCCUCCGUUAGCUUGACUGUUUGGUGUGAAACAAUCUUUACUUCUUCAAACUGAGAUAAUUGAAACUUAUUAAUUAUAAAUCAGAUAUUUAUUGCUCAAAAUCCUGCCCCAAACAGGUCCAGCAGUCCCUUUACAUUCAGAGUUGUUUUUGUACCUGGCUGUGAGCUCUGCGAUCAGGACAAAUCUUUGUUUCUCCAAACUCGAGUAAUGUAGAUUUAUUCAUUGCAAAUAAGAGAUUAAGAAGAAAAAAAACAUGAAUGCAAUAAGUAUUACAUAAUGAAUUUAUCUUAAGGAUGCAAACAUAAAAAGUUUGGUGAGCUGGAGAGUAAACAAACAUGAAACAGCUCCUCCUUGGACUUGGUUCUGCUCUGAUUAGCUGUUAACUUGAUUCACCUGCAGGAUACUGACUGCUCACAGUGUCUCCUCAGAGCCCCACUCUAAAUAAUCCACCUCCAUUUUUAAACUUGGAGUCGUUUUAAGGCAACAAAAAUAAAAUUUGAUCCUUAACAAUGCAAUGAUUCACUGCUAGCUUUCCACAACGGUGAACAAAUAUCCACCAUCUUUUUGUAUUAUUUGCAGAAUUUGACGGCCCAGAAAGCUGCAUGUAAGAUACUGACGGCUAAUUGCAUCGCCACAGAAUUUCACUAUAAACAAUUGAAACUGUUAGCUUAAGGUUGAAGUUGUUCGGAUCUUUUUCUAACUACUCGUUAGCUGAACUCAAUGGUGAAAGCUAAUCACUGUUUAAUGUACCGUAUUUUCCACACUAUAAGGCACACUGGAUUAUUUUAAAACUUUUUUCGUAUA